CUGUAGUCACAUCCAAAAUAGCAGUCGGAGAAUCUAGACUUAACGUUUUGAUCGAGUGGAGUUACUAAUGACUUCAUUAUCGGUUCUGGCUUGGAUAUCGCUUCAUGUAGAGAUCGCCCGCUGUUAAACCUCACGACGGUGAGCGAUCAGUCUCUAAGCAUGUAACUCGAGUCCUUAUCCACAGCCACGUUAAUACCGAAACUUCAGCUCGGGCUAAUUAUCAGACAUGUAGUUUAGAGACGCUGUCAUCACAUCAGUGCACUUGCAAUGGCCUGCCUGUCGUCGGUCUGUAGCUGUUGACACACCUGGAGCUGUAAUUGGUUGAGGGAAGAUGCAACAGGUCCCGUACGGAUCUGUGGAUCGAGACAAGCCUCUCAUCCGUUUGCCUUUCACCCGGUUAGCGGUGAUCACAGUGUGUCUGCCUCUGCUCGGCCUCAUCGCCUGCAUCGUGCUGGCUCUCCUCUACCACUACAAUGAUGCGACCUACACACACUGCCAGGUUCCUAACUACCUCCCAUCCAUCAGCGCGGCCAUCAGUCUGACACCAGAGCGCUACAUCUGGCGCUUCAGCAUCGGCCUGCAUUCUGCCCCGCGCUUCCUGGUGGCAGCAGCAUAUUUGAGCUUUUACCGCGGACGCUUUUCCAAGAGGCUGAUGGAGCAGCUUUUGAGUGGCCUCACAUUCCUCUUAGCUUUAAGUGAAAAUGUAGGGCUGCUUCUGCUCACCUACGUCUCCUCCAAUGAGACCUACACUGGGUUUGUGUGCUUCGGGGGAAGUGGUUGCUGUGCUCUCACAGAACCUCGUCCCACCUGCUUGCCCCACAUCACGUUGCAGAAGAGAACUGAUGACAUUGAGAUGAUGUCAUACCGCCAGAAGUUCCGCCUCUUCCUCUUCAACGGUUUCUUCUGUCUGUUGGCUGCAUACUUCUACAAGCGGCACAACACUUACUGUGAAACAGGAAUUUACACGUUGUUUGCUUUGUGUGAGUAUCUGGUGGUGCUGUCCAACAUGGCCUUCCACAUGACUGCCUACUGGGACUUUGGAGGUUCUGAAGCCCCACCCUGGAGUGCUGAGGAAGAAAAGAAUGAAGAGUUGAAUGUGGCGCAGUGCAUGCUGGGACCUCUGUUUCCUGAAGGGACUGCCAGACAGUUUCCCCACCACAAGGAAGUAAAGCCGACAAGCUGCCAGGCAACAACACCCUCAUCACACCUAUAAGAUCAGGUAUGUCUAAGGGGCUGGUUCACACGCUGCUUUUGAACAGAGUGUGGCAGUGGGGUUCCGGAAGUAAAAAUCCCAUUAAUUUUUUUAAAUUUUCCAUUAAAUUUUCUGCAUAAGGGAAUUGAUUUUGAAUUAUAACUUCUAAACCUUUAAAGACAAACCUGCUGUGAGCUAUGAGGUUGUUAAUCAAUGGGGUAUGCUUCAGUUCAAACCAUCAGCCCAUAUUAUUUUUACUUAUUUUUCAAAUAAUCAUGUUCAAAGGUAGAAUUCCUGGUGAAAAACUACGUUACCCAUGAUUCUGCAGCGAAAUCCACCAAUGAGAGAAUUACAACAAGCAAAUCACACUAAAAGAGCUCUCAGUGACUGCCCACUCCCAUAAAGCACUGCAAAUGACAUGACUCUCAAACUAUUUAAAUAUUUGUACAUAUAUGCAUAUUUUGCA
Sinocyclocheilus anshuiensis is the source of this 1658-nucleotide messenger RNA. Its product is annotated as post-GPI attachment to proteins factor 2-like. The transcript has 6 exons. Gene Ontology annotation, biological process: GPI anchor biosynthetic process. Gene Ontology annotation, cellular component: Golgi membrane; endoplasmic reticulum membrane. The coding region runs from base 332 to 1213 and encodes 293 amino acids. The record is from RefSeq and is a predicted model, not a curated record. NCBI's taxonomy places the organism in Eukaryota, Metazoa, Chordata, Actinopteri, Cypriniformes, Cyprinidae.